Molecule: messenger RNA, 1238 nt
Organism: Glossina fuscipes
Lineage: Eukaryota; Metazoa; Arthropoda; Insecta; Diptera; Glossinidae
Gene: fwe
Product: calcium channel flower
Exons: 5
Coding region: 168-743 (191 amino acids)
Biological process (GO): vesicle-mediated transport
Cellular component (GO): membrane
Source: RefSeq, a predicted model, not a curated record
UGAGAAUAUUUUAUGUGAGAAAAGGAGGCGGAAAAAAAGAAAGAGAAAAAGUUACUUAAGUGCAAAACCACUAGAAAAUUUAUGAAUUUUUGUUAAAUAUCUUAUCAUUAAACUGAAACUGGGUUUAUAUUUAAAGCCGAAUUUUUAGUUUUUAGAAUAUUGCAAUCAUGAGUUUUACGGAAAAGUUGACCAGUUUGAUGUCGAGGCCUAAUCAACAGCCUGGCCCAUUAGAUGAACAACCAAUGUACAUAAAAUAUGGUGUACGUUUUUUGGGUAUUGUAGGAGCCUUUUUUUGCAUUCUGUUUGGUUUAUUUAAUGCCUUGGCGGUGAUAACAUUUAAUGUUAGUUGUUUAAUUGGUGGCAUUUUGCAAGUAUUAAUCGGGUUCAUAGUGAUGGCAUUGGAAGCUCCUUGUUGCUUUUUUUGUAUAGACCACGUCAAUAAUUUGGCUACUUGGACUGACGCCAGACCAUUAUGGAAUCGGGCGGCAUUUUAUUGUGUACUUGCUCUGUUACCUGUUUUUCUGUGUUUCGGUUUGGGCAGUUUGUUUCCUUGCGCUUUGGUAUUCGGCACUGGCGUACUAUAUGGUAUGAUGGGCUUGGGCAAAAAAGCUUCAAGGGAGGAUAUGGCUGCUGCAGCUACCUCGCCUACACAAAUGCAGGCGGGCAGUGAUGGACAAAUGCCAAUGAGCACCGAUCAGAAUAUAACACUUAUGGAAGAUCCUGAUGUUUGGCGUCCAACAUAAAUUUCUUAAAUUAGUUUCUUUCUGCCUUCUGCUAUGCAUUGCUCAUACACACAUUUCUUCCUCCAUUAUCCCAACACUACAAUACAAACAAGGAAGAAAAAACAUACGUUGUUACAAACGUUGUUGUGUUCAGACUAUGUAACCUCUCCCCAAUAAGAUAGCCAAUUUCUCAAUACUUUUCGAAUAUAUGUAUAUGCAAGGUAACAGGAGUACUUUCAAUUCAAUUUUUAGAAAUAUCAGAAAGAACUUUGAUCUCAAUUUUUUUUAUUUAUUUAUUUUUUUUUUUUCGUUUUGACGAAGUGAAACGCUUGCUUCUGUUUUGAAUCAUAUAAGUAAAAAAAAAUAAAGGAAAAAAAAUUCUGAAAGUUACCACUCCAACCACCAUACAAAGUGUUGCACUACACUUGAAUUUAGUUUUAAUAAUCACUAAAAGGUUAACUUCUAGGUAUUGUAAAAGUGUUUAUUGUUAAAAAAAAAAAAAAAAAAAAAAAAAAA